This is a messenger RNA of Angiostrongylus costaricensis, 771 nucleotides long. NCBI's taxonomy places the organism in Eukaryota, Metazoa, Nematoda, Chromadorea, Rhabditida, Metastrongylidae. The record is from the annotation of a GenBank genome assembly.
AUGUGUGCCACAUUAUUUGUGCAGCCUCUUGAUCUAGUGAAAAAUAGGAUGCAGUUAUCUGGAACCACAGGAAAACGAGAGUACCGUUCAAGUGUACACGCUCUGACAUCGAUUAUUCGUAAUGAAGGUGUCAUGGCUGUUUACAACGGGCUCAGUGCUGGAUUGCUACGUCAAGCGACAGGAGAUUCCGCACCAUCUUUCGCUAUGAAGGUUUCAUUGGGAAUGGCUGCUGGAGCAGCUGGCUCAGUCGUUGGAAAUCCGGCGGAAUUAGCACUUAUCCGAAUGACAAGCGAUGGUCGUCUUCCUCCAGAACAACGACGAAAUUAUAAGAACGUGUUCGACGCACUUUUUCGGGUUGUGAAAGAGGAAGGUGCUUUAACCUUGUGGAGGGGUUGUGGACCAACAGUGAUGCGUGGUGUGGUUGUGAAUGCAUCGCAGUUGUCAACAUAUUCGCAGUCGAAGCAAGCGUUACUAGGGACGGGAUAUGUUAAAGAUGUCCUUGGUAUCCUACUAGAUAAUUUUAGGAUUCAAUCGAUGAAGGUGAUCGAUGGUAAGCCAGAGUACAAGAACGCUUUAGAUGUAUGGAUGAAGUAUCUCACUAAAUCAUUGAAGGUAAUAAGAAACGAGGGCGUUUUUGCUUUGUGGAAAGGAUUUACACCGUACUACAUGCGUAUUGGACCGCAUACCGUCAUUACUUUCAUCUUUCUCGAGCAAAUGAAUGCCGCCUAUUACAAACUGAUCUUGGGAGUCAAAGCAAAGUCCGGACUAUAG